This is a messenger RNA of Lodderomyces orthopsilosis Co 90-125, 1929 nucleotides long. RefSeq lists its product as uncharacterized. Gene Ontology annotation, biological process: mitochondrial respiratory chain complex III assembly. Gene Ontology annotation, cellular component: mitochondrial inner membrane. NCBI's taxonomy places the organism in Eukaryota, Fungi, Ascomycota, Pichiomycetes, Serinales, Debaryomycetaceae. The transcript has a single exon. The record is from RefSeq and is a predicted model, not a curated record. The coding region runs from base 1 to 1929 and encodes 642 amino acids.
AUGAUGUUGCAGAAACCUAAGAUUCACCAGCUCCGCCUUUUAAGGUUAAGAACAAAUCAACCCAUUAUCAAAAGAUUCAACUCAAACAAAAACAAGUUCUCUUCUAUUGAAGAGUUUAACAGGAACAAAACGAAAUAUUCUUAUGGGUACAAUUUUGAGUCUUUAAAGGAACUUGAUGACAAAACACAACCUCCGGAGCAUUCUAAACGAAGCGCAAGUGAAGACACUAUUGAUAUCAAUGAAGUUAUUGAAAAUGAUCCCCGUCUCACUAAGCUCAAGCCAGGGUCUCAUGAGUAUCGAGAAACUUUGCAUCAACUCCACCAAGAAUUUAUCUCAAAGCAAAAGAAUCUGCAAAAGCGUCAUGAAUUCAAUGAGAGGAUGCGGGGGGUAUUUUAUGGAGUAGCUGCGUUAGUUGGGGUAGUUUCCGUGCAUCAGAUAUUUAUGAAUUACGAAUCUAUAAAAAAUCGACUUUUGAUGAACUACACAUAUAAAGAUUUCAAGGAUGAGGUAGUUGAUGUGACAAAGAAAAAUGUGAAAAGCUCGAAACAUUUAAUGGAGAAGCUAGAAAAAGAGUUGAGUGAUGAGAACAUAGCACAACUCAAACAUUCCAAAGAAACUCCUGGUGUCUAUCUGUUUGGAGACAAUACAAAAAUACCCAUCAGAAUACCUGCAUUUGAUGGAAUAUAUUUGAAGGAUGCCUUUAUUGAGAGUGGUCACAUAAUUGCCAUAACUGAUAAAGGGAAAGUUGUUGAAUGGGAAAAGGGUCAGCAGAAGUUGAAAGAGAUAAAAUUACCUUUUGUGGUCAACAAAAUAACCGCUAGUGCUGACUUCUUUUACUAUUUGACCAGUCAAGGAGAAAUUGUGUACACCCCAAGGAAGCCUGCUGCUGGUUUUUUCCCCAUGCUAAAACGUAAUUGGUUGGGAUUGUUAAAAUCUCAAACAUUCAACAAAAUUGAAGCCCAAAAUGUGGUACAAUUCUCCUCGGGUCUUGACCAUUUGCUAUUUCUCACUAGUCAGGGCCAAAUUUUUGUGGUCAACACUUCCAAGACACCAAAAAAUUUAGGUCAGUUCGGACCACAAUAUUCCCCAUUUGAUAAAAAGAAGAUUCCAAUUAAUAAGCCCAUUGAAAUGACCUUGUUAAACAAUGAAAUGGUCAAGGAUGGAAACCAGAAGCUUAUCGUUUCGAGGAAAUUCAUAGGUAUUGCCAGUGGCAAUUACUUCAACAUUGUGUCAGAUGCAAAUGAUAGUGUAUGGACCUGGGGUGACAAUAGUUAUGGCCAAUGUGGUAACUCAAAUACCACUAAACUUGAACCGAUUCCCCAAAAAGUUUUUGACAAGAACGAUUACAAAAGAAUUUGUAGAAACGUGUUUGGAAAAACAGCAAAGGAGGCAGACUUCGAAGUGUCCAAAGUUUUGGCUUCUAAAGAGACCAGCUAUAUUAUUUUAAGAUACAUGGAUCAAAAUGCAAUUUUGAGUAUGGGUAAUGGACUUAAUGGACAAUUGGGCGGUGGCAAAUACCUUCAUGUAUGCUCUUACCCCGAGAUUGUCAAGUCGUUGAUUGGGUUGAAGGAAUAUGACGAGGAAUCAAAUUCCGUCAAGAAUAUUGACAUCAAAGACGCUACUGUUGGUAAUGACCACAUAUUUAUCGUAUUGAAUAAUGGCGGUCCAAAGGAUGUUUUUGCCUUGGGAUCCAAUCAGCUUGGUCAAUUUGGAAAUGGAAAGAAAAUUAAAGCAUGCAAGCCUACUAGAUUGCCCAGAUUACUUGAACCACAAGAUGGAAAUGACAAAUUGACUCUCGCCAAAUCCAUAAACGACAUGAACACACAAAGAUUGCAGUUACUUGACGACCACAGAAUCGGAAAGCAUAAUGUUGAGCAAGUGAUCGUGGCUGGAGAGGACUGCUCAAUGAUAUAUUACAAGAUCAAAUAA